This is a messenger RNA of Coniophora puteana RWD-64-598 SS2, 1290 nucleotides long. RefSeq names its product RNI-like protein. The transcript is spliced from 2 exons. The coding region runs from base 1 to 1290 and encodes 429 amino acids. NCBI's taxonomy places the organism in Eukaryota, Fungi, Basidiomycota, Agaricomycetes, Boletales, Coniophoraceae. The record is from RefSeq and is a predicted model, not a curated record.
AUGCAUCAUAUAUUUGCAGGCGCUCAGAAAGUUAUCGAUGAGCUAAAGACACGCCGAAAUGGUAUCACCAAACUCGUGCUUAAUCAUAAUGUACUCCAAGACGAGGGCACUGCACAUUUGUUCUGUUAUCUCACGUCGGAUGCGGGUGCGAAGCAUCGCGCGAGCCUUACAGAAAUCUGCUUGAACCGGAACGAGAUUGGAAGCCAGGGCCUGUAUGCGGUAGUAGAGUUCCUGCGAGAUAACAUAGCGUUGAAAACGCUAUAUUUGGCCAAUAACAGACUGAGCUCUGACGGUGUGCUGGCCGGUGCCCUAGCCGAGGCUGUGAGCUCGUCCCGUUUGCAGCUUCUCUCGCUAUCUGGAAACAACGCCCUUGGCAAUGGUUUUAUUGCAGAGUUUCUCGGAAACCUCCGGUCACAGUAUCUCGUCGAUCUAGAGAUGAACACUGCGGGGUGUACGAGCGAUAUUGCACAACCCAUUGCUGAAUGGCUAGUCGGCGACCCGGACGAAAGAGGCAUUCCACAGCGCAAGUGUUCUGUGCAAACAUUUAAGUGCAGUGGUAACAACCUUGGUGCCCGUGGUGUUUGGGAGAUAAAACAAGCCAUUGAACGGGGGAAUUGGAGUCUCAUGCACCUUGAGGUUCACGCUAAUCAGCUCCCCGGGCCACCACCUCUGGACGACGUCGACGAAGAGCCAUGGGGUCCGGAGACAAUGGAACGAUUGAAGGCCUUGGAGCAGGAAAUAGCUCUCCUCCUUCGUCGUAAUGAAUAUUGGAAGAAGCAAAUCGAAGAGCAGGCGCUUGUGCUUCUCCGUUACUCUCGUCUACUUCUCCUCCAAUCAGCAAAAUCUAUCAAGGCAAGGUCCGGCGAGGUAUCACAAGUGCAAUCAAGAUCCCAGCCUAUCAGAAAUAAUUUUGCAUUCUUCGCUCUUCCGCUCGAACUCCAACAGUAUAUCCUCUCCUUCUUCGCACCGAUGCUCUCUUCAGCACAAUGUGCCCGUAUCUACAACUACGCUGCGAAACCCUCCACACUUCCCCCACUCCUCGUCUCGCCAAAGAAAGCUGCCAGUCGAGGCUGUCUCCUCGAUCCAUCGAGCUUCUAUGGUUCAACUAUUGGCUUUGAGGUCGUGUCGGCCGCUACUGGAGCGACGCGCUGUGCGGAAGGCCAGUGCAUGGGUGCCGCCCACAGCCUUAGCUGCAGGAGGGAAGAAGACCGGGGGCGCUAUCUGGAAGCUGUCGACUGCCGUGUUUUUGAGCCCGAACCAAAACGUAUGCCAUCAAACUCACCAAACUAA